AUGGGUAAAGGUGGUGGGUGUGUAUCAAGUAAGCAAAAAAUUCCAGUUUCUGAUCAAGAUCCCCAAACCAACAUCAUAAACACACCAAUCCCGGUACUAAAAAGCCGAAAAAUCUUCAUAAUAUUUUAUUCAAUGUAUGGUCAUGUGGAGUUAUUAGCUAGAAGAAUGAAAAAAGGUGUGGAUUCUGUUGAAGGGGUUGAGGGAUUUUUGUACAGAGUUCCUGAGACCCUGUCGAACGAGAUUUUGGUGCAAAUGAAGGCGAAUCGUAAGGGAAAUGAGAUCCCUGUGAUGUCUUCAGUUAGUGAGUUGGUGAACUGUGACGGGUUUUUGUUCGGAUUUCCUGCAAGAUUUGGUUGUAUGGCUGCUCAAAUGAAGGCGUUUUUUGAUUCUACUGAUGAAUUGUGGAGGGAUCAGAAGCUUGCUGGAUUGCCUGCCGGGUUUUUUGUGAGUACUGGAACGCAGGGAGGUGGGCAAGAGAGUACAAUAUGCACAGCAGUGACUCAGCUAGCUCACCAUGGCAUGCUAUAUGUUCCAAUUGGUUACACUUUUGGAUCAGAAAUGUUCACAAUGGAUUCCAUUAGAGGGGGCUCUCCUUAUGGCGCCGGAAUCUUCUCCGGCGAUGGAUCCCGGCAACCAACCGACACAGAGUUGGCUCUUGCUGAACAUCAAGGUAAAUACAUGGCUUCAGUUGUCAAGAGGUUUGCUAAACCUGGUAAUACCCAUACAUAAUGUUAUUAGUAAUACCAACAUCAUUUAGCUAACCUAGGAGCUUGUGAUUUUUUUUUCUUUUCAUAUGCUUCAACUUCAAAUCUACACUACAAAAACUUAUAGAGUUGUACGUUUUGGAUUCCGUUUUUUUCUAAAAAUGUUUAUGAAACUCAAAAAUAUUAUAUUUACAACCUACUUUUAUAGAAAAAUAUCAUUUUAUCGUUUUUCAUUUGAUGAUAGUUUGCUUAAGAAUAGGUUGUAGAUAUAAAAUUUUAGAGUUUCAAAAGUAUUUUGGAAAUAAAUACGAAAUAGUGAAUAUAAGACUCGAUAAAGUUUCGUGCUAUAUAUACAUAUUUGUAAAUUAUUUAAAAGUGUUUUAUUUGAUUGUAAAUGUAUUUUCUCUCAUCUAAAGUGUCAUAUUUGAUCAAUAAAAGUUGUGAGAUUUUGUUUUA
Molecule: messenger RNA, 1160 nt
Organism: Mercurialis annua (annual mercury)
Lineage: Eukaryota; Viridiplantae; Streptophyta; Magnoliopsida; Malpighiales; Euphorbiaceae
Product: probable NAD(P)H dehydrogenase (quinone) FQR1-like 2
Exons: 2
Coding region: 1-729 (242 amino acids)
Molecular function (GO): FMN binding; NAD(P)H dehydrogenase (quinone) activity
Source: RefSeq, a predicted model, not a curated record